Miscanthus lutarioriparius is the source of this 1899-nucleotide messenger RNA. The record is from the annotation of a GenBank genome assembly. Lineage: Eukaryota; Viridiplantae; Streptophyta; Magnoliopsida; Poales; Poaceae.
AUGCCACGUGUUCCAAACUCAGCUCGGGGAAAACGCUCUACCAGAAGAAAGAAAGAUGAGAAUGAUAUGUGUGCAUUUGAUUUGCUCGCAACUGUGGCAGGAAAUUUAUUAGCAGAUCAGGACAAUUCAUCUAAUGUUCCUAAUACCAAUGCAGCAAAAGCUAAAAAAAGGAAAUCAGUUAAGGAAGAACACUUCAAUGAAAUUCUGCCUCUAAAAGAUGUGGCUAUGGAGAAAGAUGUAGGUUCUGGUAGUGUCAGUGCCUUUCCUAGGCAAGCUAACAACUGCUUGGCAGAAAACUCGUCGACAAGAAAUGGAGCUGAAUCAAUAUUAGAGUCACUAACAAUGAAAUCAAAUAUGUUAGCAAAAAUUCCUGAGUGUGGAUCUUAUGGAAUACACCAUCCAGGAUCCUCAAGUUCAGCAGAGCCUGAACAAGUGCAGCAAGCUGAACCUAAAGUGAUCAGAAGACAAGCAGAUGGGCAUGCUGUGGCUUACGGUAUAUUUGACUCCGUGGAUGUGGAUGGCAAACCUCCGGCUUUGGUUAGUUCUGACAGUAGCUCGUGUGUUCCUCUGAGCAGCCAUGACAAGGAACAUCAAACCUCUUCCUUGUAUCGGGGUGAAGUGCAGUAUACUGCAGAUAGAGAUGAUGAUGAAAAUUCUUCCGGGUGCACGCAUCCAAGCACCAUAGAAAAUAAGGGUUGCAAACCACAAUAUCUAGGUAACCAUAGGAUAAGGAAAUUGCUUGCCUCGAAGGUAAGGAAGGCAGCACGUAAUAAGAUUUGUGGAGGGAUUCCGUCAAAAAAGAUCUGUGGAGGGUUGUCAAACAAAGGUAGCAAGCUAAACUUAUGUGGGAAAAAGAUAUCCACCACACGUCAAAAGGUGCAAAGGACGAUUUUCAAGAAGAAAAAGCUAGCACAUCAUACGACAUCUUUUGCUAAAGAGAUGCUAACUGAAGCUAGCGGGACAUCGUUUGCUACUGGUGGUCAAAAUAAAUCGUGUGAAUCUGAGAACUACCAUGUUAAGCUAAGAAUCAAGUCAUUCAACAUCCCAGAAUUGUUCAUUAAGGUCCCAGAAAAUGCAACCAUUGGAUCACUUAAGAGAACUGUCAUGGAUGUUGUCAAUAGUAUAAUGGAAGGUGGUCUACGCGUUGGUGUUCUUCUUCAAGGAAAGGAUAUCCAAGACGACAACAAGACACUUCGUCAAGCUGGGAUAUGCCAUGAUAAAAAACUAAAUAACAUAGACUUCACGUUGCAAUGCGAACGUGAGCGAGAGUCUCCCUCUGGAGUCAUUAUACCAGAACAGAUGGAUUUCCUCACUGCAGAUAUGGUGGAGCCAUUAGCUAGGAUGAAGUGUGAAGAACCUUUUCCUGAAGCUGAUGUCGGAGAUGACAACCAGCAGUCUAAAGCGCCUUAUCGAAGCCGCUCUCUCUCUGAUCUCUACUCUGUUCAUUGUCCUGUUGAGAUGGCUUCCCAAGACACAUCAGCAAGCUCCCAAGCCAUCAUCCCUGUUUCACCUGCACCUUCAGACAUGGGUGCUCUAGCCAUUGUGCCGCUUUGUAAGUCCAAGCGAUCCGAAAUUGGGCAAAGGCGCAUAAGGAGGCCCUUCACUGUUGGUGAGGUUGAGACGCUGGUGGGAGCGGUUGAACAGCUUGGGACUGGAAGGUGGAGAGCUGUUAAAACGCUUGCCUUUGACAAUAUAGAGCACAGGACCUAUGUCGACCUUAAGGACAAGUGGAAGACCCUGGUUCACACUGCAAAUAUAUCCCCGCAACAGCGAAGAGGUCAGCCAGUUCCACAAGAACUUCUGGACCGUGUCCUCGCAGCGCAGGCCUACUGGUCCCAGCACCUCCAGGACAAGCCCCGGGGCAAGGCUCGUCUUCUUCCUGAGAUUUGCUUUCCCUAG